AUGGCGAGUCGAUCGAAUCGUUUCUUCCGCGCUCUGGGCUACGCCUCGGCCGCCGGUGCUGUCAGCGCAGGCGGUCUUUACGCCAUCUACAGACCUCGCGAGAUUCCUGGCUCAGAAGCCGCUGCUGUGCCGCCGCCCACUUAUGGCGAGGGUGGUGUUUUCAACCCUCCCAGCUUUCCCGAGAUCAAGUCCCGCGCUGCUCAAAUCGCCGACCUGAAGGCUUCAGCCGGCGCCGUGACAGGUGCCCUGAAGGAUGCAGGAAACAAGGUUGCCAAGGCUGUUGCCGGCUCUUCUGGCGACGUCCAAGCCGACAACCAAGGUAACAAGGGCGAGGAGUACGAUCUCCUGGUCAUUGGCGCUGGUGCAACCGGCACCGGUAUCGCCCUCGAUGCUGCCACUCGAGGCUUGAAGGUCGCAAUGGUCGAGAGAGACGAUUUCGCCUCGGGUACUAGCUCCAAGAGUACCAAGCUCGUCCAUGGUGGUGUUAGAUAUCUCGAAAAGGCUGUCUGGGAACUCGACUACAACCAAUACAAGCUCGUCAAGGAGGCUCUCCGUGAGCGUCGUUUCUUCCUCGACACGGCACCUCAUCUCUCGUCAUGGCUCCCUAUUAUGAUUCCUAUCAACAAGUGGUGGCAAGCUCCCUACUUCUGGGCAGGCACCAAGUUCUACGAUUUCCUCGCCGGUUCUGAAAACAUCGAAACUUCUUACUUCAUGACCAAGUCCAAGGCUCUUAACGCAUUCCCCAUGCUUAAGAAGGACAACUUGGUUGGUGCUCUGGUUUACUACGAUGGUGCCCACAACGACUCUCGCAUGAACGUCUCUCUCGGAAUGACCGCUGCUCUCUACGGUGCAACUGUUGUCAACCACAUUGAAGUCACCUCUCUUACCAAGGACGAGAACGGCAGACUCAACGGCGCUCGCGUCAAGGAUCUUGUCGCUGAGUCCAACGGCAGCUCCGAUGAGUUCAACAUUCGCGCAAAGGGUGUCAUCAACGCUACUGGUCCCUUCACCGACUCGAUCCGCAAGAUGGACGACCAAAAGGUCCCCGAGAUUGUCGCUCCCUCGUCUGGUGUUCACGUUAUUCUUCCCGGUUACUACGCUCCCGCCAACAUGGGUAUGAUUGACCCUCACACCUCCGACGGCCGUGUCAUCUUCUUCCUUCCCUGGCAGGGCAACACCAUUGCUGGUACCACCGACACUCCUUGCGACAUCAACCAGAACCCUAUCGCUGGCGAGGAGGAGAUCAACUGGAUUCUCUCCGAAGUCAAGAACUACCUCCAACCUGAAAUCACUGUCCGCCGUGGCGAUGUCCUUGCUGCCUGGUCUGGUAUCCGCCCUCUUGUCCGCGACCCCAACAAGGCCAAGUCUGAAGGUCUUGUCCGCAACCAUCUCGUUACCACCAGCGAGAGCGGUCUGAUCACCUGCUCUGGUGGCAAGUGGACUACUUACCGCCAGAUGGCCGAGGAGACUGUCGACGAAGCCAUCAAGGAAUUCAAGCUUACCACCGGUCCUCUUCCCAACCCUCCUCGCGUUUCUGGCUCCGAGAGAUUCAAUGACGCCGCCACUCUUGACGGUAGCUGUCAAACUCACCAGGUCAGACUUGUUGGCGCUCACGGUUGGAGCAAGACUCUGUUCAUCAACCUGAUCCAGCACUACGGAAUCGAGACUGAAGUUGCCAAGCACUUGGCUGAGUCCUACGGUGAUCGUGCAUGGCAAGUCGCUGCCCUCUGCGAGCCUACCGAGCACCGCUUCCCCGUCCGUGGUAAGCGUAUCUCGAAGCUCUACCCCUUCGUUGACGGCGAGAUUCGCUACGCCAUGCGCCACGAGUACGCCGAGACCGCGGUCGAUGUUAUUGCCCGCCGUACCCGUCUCGCUUUCUUGAACGCUCAGGCCGCUCUCGAGGCUCUCCCCAAGGUCAUCGACAUGAUGACUGAGGAGUACAAGUGGAGCAAGUCAAGACAGGACAAGGAGUGGAAGGAUGCUCUCAACUACCUUGGCAGCAUGGGUUUGCCCAAGGGCAAGCUCUCCCUGACCCGCUCUGAUGUCGAGGCUGGCAAGGUCGGCAAGUACGCUGAUGAGGAGUACAACCUCUACGCUCGUCAUGACAAGCCCCAAGAGCCCCUCGAAACCGACUCGAAGUUCGCCCACGGCCAGAACCCCACUAUCGAGGCCGACUCGCCCGUCAACAAAUGA
This is a messenger RNA of Aureobasidium musti, 2193 nucleotides long. NCBI's taxonomy places the organism in Eukaryota, Fungi, Ascomycota, Dothideomycetes, Dothideales, Saccotheciaceae. The record is from the annotation of a GenBank genome assembly.